GGCCCACGUCAGCCAGCCGCCUGGCCUUGCUGGAGAGACGCGUACUACGGCUGGCCCUGGAUGUGUGGCUCACUCCAGCCAAGCCCGAGUCCUGGUACUGUGCACAGCUCCGGAAAGAUCUUUUUUCAGCUAAAGUGAUGGGAGAUCCCUUUCUUGUGGAGGAGAUAGGCCUGCUUGCACUCAAGUCUGCAGCAGCCGAAGGACAGAUCCAAGGCCCAGAUUUUCAUGUGCUGCUCUUGGAGACAUUUUCCAAACUUCUGGAACUUGUGACCCUCCGCCACCGGCUGAUAGAAAUGAGUCUGGAGAGUGUACACUUAGCUCGUCUCUAUAAGGAAAUGGCGUGGGAGAUGGGUUUUGAAGAGUUCCAUUUGUAUCUGAGGCCUGUUCACUUUGAAUUUGCAUCACUCAAGGACAAGGUGGACCAUUCACCUCCUAUGUUUAUCACCUCUUUGCUGGAGAACAGUGAUCAUGUAGACAGAUAUUCUCCUACUUCUCUUGUCUUAGCCAUCUCUGAGUUGGAUGAUAACCAAGUUGGCAAAUUUAGUUUUUACACGAAGGAAGCCAUCCUUAAGCUCUUGUUCCAUUCAGGAGUGGAAAAUAUGCAAGUCACCCUUGCAUGUCAAGCUGCUCAGAAAAAUGCUUUGAUGGUAGCUGUCCAGCAGGCAUUCUUCUAUCACCCUCCCGGAGAGGGCUGCCCUGGUCAUGUCAAGGAAAUAAGUUCAGAUCUGAGAAAUCAUGGUGGAAUGGGCCCAACCAGAAGAAGAAGUUCUAGAAUUAUGAAUGGCAUGGGGAAUUUACUGUUAGCCCCAACUCCAGAAGUCCCAGACACCCUUACUCAUGCUUCAGAAAGAUCCCAGGUUACCAAAAGGGCUCCGGAGGCAUUCGUGUCUAUUCAGCUAGAAAAGGUGGGACUGCGGGACGUGAUGCUGAAUGCCUUCCUCCUCAGGAAACAAACCAUGGCCGACAGAAUGAAGAGUCUCGAUGAAAUUGGGAAAAUCAAGAGAGACGUUAUAGUUGAAUAUUGUCAGAAGUUCAACCACCACAUGUCCCACUAUUCUCUUCGGGGUCAGAUCAUGGCAUACUGCAAUAGCCUGAGAGCCCUGCUGGAAGACUUCCCUACCCUCAGGGAUACCUUUUUCGUGAUGGGGCAACCACAAGAAAAGAAGGGGUUGAGGGACUCCACGGAGAGCCUCAAGGCUGACCCGAGGAGUUUACAGCCCCAGCCUCGAUGUUUGCUGUCUGCUGACGGAAAAAUCUUCCUUAAUUUAUGGUUCAUACCUCAUCCUUCUGAAGUGCUGGUUAUGUUCAAAACUCUGCCAGAAAAGGCAGCUUUUAGAGCCUUAAAGCUAACUCUACAGCUGAUCGGUCCUUUCCAUGACAUUGUGGCCUGCCUUUUCAGUUUUGCUAAACUUGGGAACUGGCCAGCAUGUUUUGAAUUUCCUCGAAGUUCUAACCCUGUGAGAGGUGACUGGGGAGGAACUGAGGGCAUUGAGGGUGAGCUUCAAGAGCUGCAGAAAAUGAUUGACAGCCUCCAGAGCCCCCAAGACCCCGCCCAGGUGUCCCAGGCCCUCCUCCUCCGAAGAGAGGUUCUGUUCCUGCAGUUCGACGCCGCAGUGAGGCACCUGAUCCGGAGGACAUUUUUGGCAGCUGGAAACGCUCCUGCCUACCAGUCUGUCACAGACGGCAUGUACCAUGGGUUGCCACCACUGAGCAACUCUCUGGUGAAGAGCAUUUUUGCUUCACAGCUCAGCCUGCCCCAGCCACUGGAUCCACGGAGCCAACAGGCAUUUGUGCUGUUCCCUUGGAGAGCAUUUCUGGAAGAUGGAGGACCAUUUCCAGUGAUGAGUGGCAGCCCAGAUACUCUGGAAUAUAAUAUGCAGCUGUGCCUCUGCAGGCUGAGUGAGCGUGACCUCAGGGUGGCUCAUGGAGAGCUGGUGGACAUGCACCUGCUCAUGGAAGAUGUACUUCUGAGCAGCUAUCAUAUGAUCGUGGAGAGUCCCCCGGGACAGCAAGCCACACUAGAAAAAAGUACACAGCCAGAUUUGUGCAGAGCGCCAGGAGUCAGAAGUCAGUUCCAAAGCCGCCCACAGGCCUCCAAGCUUCCGGGGGGCCUGUGCGAUGCAGCCAUGUCCCUUGCUUUGCUGAGAUCAUUUCUGGUGCUGUGGAAGCAGCUGGAAGUGCUGAAGGAGCACUGGGGUCGGCUUAAGCUAAAAGGCCAGGACAGCAGUUCUGUCUCUUUCCACAAGCAGUUCUCUGAGCUCUAUGGAACUGACAUUCUCUACCCCAGCAUGAAAGCCAUUGCUAGGCGGAUGGGGAAAGAAGAUGAAUUUGAAGAACUUAUAAUAAGUAGUCAAUCUAUUCUUCCCCCGAAAGGAGCUUCAGAAAUUGAAAUAAAAACUCAGCAGCUUCAGACACUUCUGGAAAAUCUUGAAAUACAUAUGAUCCAGGAGGUAUUAAGAAAAGUUAACAGAGAGAUAACACUGGUGAUGUCAGAAAAGUCCAAGGAGCAGUGCACUCUCCCUACAGACCUUUGGAAACACCAAGUCAUGAAAGAAAACUUUUCCGUUGUCAGACCACAGAUAGUUGAAAAUUUUAUACAAAGAUUGAUGGAGAAGUACCAGGACGGUGGACUAGAGAUCACUUUCAGGAAAGACCACCUGGAGGCCUGCCUCCUUUCCCUGGGCUGUGAUGUGAUAGCAAGAGAACGCAGCAACUUCGAGAGCUACUCCAUGUGUUACGAACACGUGUUGGAGCAUGCUAGGCAGAAGCUCUGUCAGAAGGAGCAAGAAUUAGAUAUUUUACGAAGAGGUCGGAGUCCACCUGAAGACCAUGCCGGUCAGGUUGCUGAGCUCAGUCAUAACAUGGUCAUGGAAAUCACUGCUCUGAGAGCCCAACUCACGGAUUUGGAAGAGGAGAAUCUGAAUCUCGAAAAGCAGAUCAGAAAAGAAGUCCAAGAAGAAUAUAAAGCUUUAGUCCAAGCUUUGUUUAUGACAUGUGUACACAUAAAAGAAACGCUGGAUGAGAAUCAGCUUAAUUUGAUCCAGAAAUUGUGCGAGCUCAUCAGCGAAGUGAGAACAGAAGGGAUUGAUCAUAUGAAAGACCUAAAGAAAAAGUGGGGCUCUGCCAGACCUGAUGAAGGAAUGAAAGAAAACCCGACCCAAGAGCAGCUGCGAGAUUUGGAGCAGGACAACUGCAGUCUGACGGCCGUGGUGUGCAAAGUGAGGAGCCUGGGCCGCUGGCGGCUGGCCGUGCAGCAGGCUCGCUUCCAGGGCCAGCUGAGCAGGGCUGAGAAGGAAGUCGUGCAAAGUAAAAAAGAGUGUCUGCACAUCAAGCUAAUGGCAGAGCAAGAAGCGGUUUUAUUUCGUCAACAGUUAUUGGCUCUCAGGCAGGCCCUGGCGAGAGCCCAGGCUGACAACGUGAGGAUGUGCAAGCAGCAGAAUGGCCAGGCUCAACUGCUGAAAGAGUUAGAACACAGAGUAACCCAGGAAGCUCUCCACUGGCAGCAGCUGGAUUUCCUGAAAACCUGCCGCAUGGAGAAGCUCUUGGAAGACGUGGGGCAAAAAGAACAGCAGCUGCAGCAAAUUACUGAAGAGGCUGAUCGGGCUUCUAAACUGAGCCAGAUCCAGAGGAAGAAAAUUCAGAGAGACGUCCGACAGAUGAGAAGCCGGCUGGCCCAGGAGCGCAGCGUGAAGCUGGACGCUUUCCAGCGUGUCGAACAGCUACAAAAUCAGCUUAGUGACGCCACGGGAUCCUCUGUCCAGAUGAGCUCAGCAUGCGGCCUUAUAUCCCGGGUUCAAUACUCCCUAAAUUCUGCUUCCACAUCAUCCAGAUACUCCCAGCAACACCUUUUAAAGACUAAUCUUAUGGACAAUAAAAUAACAAGAAGGAUUCAAAGACCAAAGACUGUACCUAUUAAACACAAAAAAAGAACUGAUGAUGGCUUCCUACCCAAUGUGGCAGAAAAUGCUCAACUUUCAGUGUUUCAAGUUCAAACAGCUCCAUCCAGAAUGCCACACAGACCUGACUGGUAAUCAUAUAUCCUUUUCCAAGUUUUAUUUCUAUAAGCAUUUAAAUGAAUAAAAAUGAUUCUAAACUCCACUAAACCUCUUAUCUAAUUUUUAUUAUCUGUGACGAAUAGUGUGGAAGGACUGAGACCAUUACACCUUGAAUGUUCUGGGUGAAGUAGGAUUUGGCCCUAGAUUUUAAAACACAAGAGUUGAUUUGCAUUUCUACGACCUAGACUUUGCCGCUGGUCAACCAGCAGCCUCUCAGUCUGGGUUCUAGAGUUAUUAUUAGGUAGAAGAGCCAGGAGAGAGGGCACUGCUGCUAAGCAGUAUUUACUGAAAGCGGAAAACUAGACCAGAGAUUAAUCCCAAUAGACUUCAAAGCACUUA
Molecule: messenger RNA, 4394 nt
Organism: Rhinolophus ferrumequinum (greater horseshoe bat)
Lineage: Eukaryota; Metazoa; Chordata; Mammalia; Chiroptera; Rhinolophidae
Product: coiled-coil domain-containing protein 162-like
Exons: 29
Coding region: 138-4031 (1297 amino acids)
Source: RefSeq, a predicted model, not a curated record